AAGAAAGAGGUCUUGAACUCAGUACAUCAUGACACCCGGAUCCCAGAAUAAUUUUACCAUACGGAUCAUGACGAAGGACGAUUACCCAAGAGUAAAAGCAUUCAUGAAGGAUGAUUUCCUUAAGUCAGAACCCCUGUGCCAAUCCAGUAGCAAGCCGAUGGAACUGGAGAAGGAGAAGGAGAAGGAGAUGGACGAUUAUCAUCUCUCAUUGAUAGCCCAAGGCACCUGCUUGGUGGCAAUUGACGAGAGCAACGGCGACAAAUUGGUUGGUUUUGUCCUCGCCGGAGCGCAGUUUCCCGAAGAUCUCGAGAAGCAUCGCCAGGAGGCAGAGGUAAUGGACCAAAAUUUCUUGGGCCGCAUUACUUUCAUGCUCUCCAAGAUCGAGCGCGAAGCAGAUAUCUUCCGGAGAUAUGGUAUCUCCAAGGCUCUUUACUCCCAUAUCACCAGUGUUGCUGCUUCAAUGAGAGGAAAAGGGUUGGGCUCCCGGUUAGCCAGCAAACUGAUGGAUGUGGGCCGCUCCAAGGGAUUCCCUGCGAUGGUGGCCUACUGCACCAGUUUCUACUCUGCCCGCCAGAAGGAAGCCCUGGGAAUGGAGUGCAUUCACUCCCUGGUCUACGCCGACUACAAGGACGAUAGUGGUCAUCCGAUCUUCACACCGGCAGCUCCGCACACAAAGGCUCGAGUCAUGUUCAUCAAAUUGUGAGUUGGGAUAUCUCAUAGGAAACUAGAUCCCAAUCUCAGUAGUGUAACUAAUAACCAUUAUGGCAGAUUUAAUAUAAUUAUUUUGGAAAAGAAAAAAAAGAUAUUGUGUCAGUUGUUAUCAGUAGAACUUAUCAUGUUAGUUUUGUAUCUCUUGACCAAUUACCGACGCGUAUAAACGUUUAAUU
Drosophila serrata is the source of this 887-nucleotide messenger RNA. Its product is annotated as arylalkylamine N-acetyltransferase-like 2 pseudogene. NCBI's taxonomy places the organism in Eukaryota, Metazoa, Arthropoda, Insecta, Diptera, Drosophilidae. The record is from RefSeq and is a predicted model, not a curated record.